Molecule: messenger RNA, 1490 nt
Organism: Lytechinus pictus (painted urchin)
Lineage: Eukaryota; Metazoa; Echinodermata; Echinoidea; Temnopleuroida; Toxopneustidae
Product: EGF-like repeat and discoidin I-like domain-containing protein 3
Exons: 9
Coding region: 27-1490 (487 amino acids)
Cellular component (GO): membrane
Source: RefSeq, a predicted model, not a curated record
UGUCUUUGAGCAUCCAGCGGAGCAUCAUGUCUAAACAUGGGACACAGAAAUGGAAUCUAAUUAAGGAAACUGGUCAAGGGACAGUUACUUUCUUCAUCCUGCUCGUGACCGCGAUCACAUUUUGUGCAACAGCAUCGUCUGACGUCCAAGAUGGGUGCCCUCACGUAACCAUGACGUCAUGUCCAACAAUUACUAGAGAGAAUGGCGAAACUGUGCAAUACAUACCGAAACCCCUAACACUUGAUCUGGAUUGGAUAACUCAAAAGAUAUCCAAACAUCAUGAGAUUUCUGAGGAUGCUCAUCAUUAUUUUUGCACCGUACCAGCAUGUCUUUCGAACCCUUGCCUGUAUGGAGGAACUUGCGAGGAAACAGAAAUUGGAUUCUCUUGUAUCUGCAUCAAUGGUUACCAGGGUAACAGAUGCGAAAAUGAACAUGUCCUGUCUGUAAAGCUUCUUGGUGAUAAUAUAUCCGAGGGACCACUCGCUCUGACAUCCCAUCCGCGCCCUAACACGUAUUUCCUGAUACAUCAACACCAAUGGAACAUGAAACUAUCUCAGCUGGCAUGUCAGUACCUAGGUUUUGAAGGGGUAUUUGCCACUGUAAGCGGUGCGCUGUAUGAUUCCAUCGACCCCCCUUCUGAGGUUGUAUCAGUGGUGUGUCCUGAUGACGUCAUGAACAUAACUGAGUGCUGGUACGAGACUAGAGUUGGUGGAAUCAACGAAAGCGAGACUAUAGCCGUAAUAUGUUGCCCUGUGAACUCGUGUAAUGUAUCUGGCAGACCUCUUGGCCUUGAGAGUGGUGCGUUGCCGGAUUCGGCAAUAUCUGAGUCGGAAUGCUUUGACACUAACCUGCACUGCGCUCGUCAUGGUCGGUUAAACCAUAAUGGUGCCUGGAGUCCAGUCAAUCGCAAUGAAUAUCAAUGGAUGCAGGUCCAAUUCGAAUCCAGUUUUGUUAUAACGGCUGUAACCGUUCAGGGAAGGCCCGACUACAGUCAUUGGGUCACAUCAUUUGUCGUUUCUUCUAGUUUGGACACCAUUACUUGGACUUAUUAUCUAAGUGUGUACUCUGCAUCAGUCGAGGUAUUUCCAGGAAAUUAUGACACAAACAGCUACGUGACUCAUAUGUUCAUUAGGCCAAUCACUGGGCAAUCUUUUCGGAUUCAUCCAAAGACAUUUUACGGCCGUAUAGCUAUGAGGAUGGAAUUAUAUGGAUUUGGACCUGUAACAGAUGUCAUAGCGGAACUAAACGUUGAAGGCAAACCUGGAUGUCGUCCUCCUAUGUUAGGAGAGGGGCUCGGCGUAGAGGACGGUCGCAUACCAGACAGCAGUUUGACUGCCUCAUCGUUCCAUUCAGCCGGCCAUGAACCAUACAGGGGCAGACUUAAUACACCCGAAGGUCCUGGCAUAGCUGUUGGGGCAUGGGUCGCCGUUAAGACGGAUAGCAACAAAUGGGUGAAAGUAAUUUUUUUCAACGUGUCUGAAUUUAACUGA